Ruditapes philippinarum (Manila clam) is the source of this 1162-nucleotide messenger RNA. Its product is annotated as EKC/KEOPS complex subunit TP53RK-like. Gene Ontology annotation, cellular component: EKC/KEOPS complex; cytosol; nucleus. Gene Ontology annotation, biological process: protein phosphorylation. Lineage: Eukaryota; Metazoa; Mollusca; Bivalvia; Venerida; Veneridae. Gene Ontology annotation, molecular function: ATP binding; protein serine/threonine kinase activity. The record is from RefSeq and is a predicted model, not a curated record. The transcript is spliced from 2 exons. The coding region runs from base 39 to 740 and encodes 233 amino acids.
UUUCUUUAAAGUCUGCUGGUCCCUGUAUAGAAAACAAAAUGGCGGCGCCCAUGAGCACACACGAUUUUGACAACAAACAAUUUUUGAAACAAGGAGCGGAGGCUAAAGUCUACAAGGAAAAGUUUUAUGACAAAUGUUGCAUUAGUAAAGAAAGGUUCUCAAAAGCGUACAGGCAUCCGUCACUAGACAAAUCGUUGACUUUGCAAAGAUUAAAAGGAGAAAUACGUGCAAUGAACAAAUGUAGAAAUUUGGGAAUAAGAGUGCCAGUUUUAUACUUUGUGGAUACAAACACAAGUACAUUUUAUAUGGAAGAGAUAACAAAUAGUCAAACUGUUAGAGAUUACAUCAUACAUAUUCAGUCCACGUCACCAGACGAUGCUGUAGAAAAACUUACACCACUAGCUACAAAAAUAGGACAGAUAUUAGGCAGGAUGCAUCGUGGGAAGGUUAUUCAUGGAGAUCUUACAACAUCCAAUAUGUUACUAAGUGGAAAUCCAGACAAUUUAGAUAUUGUGUUAAUUGACUUUGGAUUGAGUUUUUUGGAAGGUCUACCAGAAGAUAAAGGAGUUGACUUGUAUGUGUUUGAACGUGCUUUGCUCAGUACACACCCAAACACAGAACAGGUGUUUGAGAUCGUAUUAGAUGCAUAUAAACAUGAAAACAAGAAAGAAGCACCAGAUGUGAUCAGUAAACUUGAAGAAGUGAGGAUGAGAGGGAGAAAGAGGACCAUGGUUGGAUAGUUAACAAACUGUUGAUUAUUUGGUUCUGAAAACUGUAACAAUUCACCCUUCAAAUAUAUUUUGUCAACUGAUAGAGUAACUGAACUUUCUGAGUUCAUUUUGUACAAUGAAACAUUUACUUCCUGCAAAAUGAAUGAUAUAUGUACAUAUUAAUAUACAGUCUUUAAGUAAUUAUCAAACCAUUUACCAUUUAGAUUAAUGAGAUUUUUUCUGAACCUAGAUGUAGAUUAAAUGCCAAUAUAUUUUAUGGUAUAAAUUCAGUUAGGGUUUCUAAUGAAUUCACUGCCCAACAAUAAAUUUUAUUACAAAAAAAUAAUCUGUAAUUAAAACAUUAUUAAGUAACAUUAGUGUAUCUACUUUAUUUUUGUCACAAAGAUUUUCCUUUAUCAAAAUAAUGCAAUAAAAUUUGGAUUAUAAAUAAA